AUGUGCGGUUUUGGAGAUAAAGAUCGCCGUCCAAUCGAUCCUCCACCCGUUGUUAGGCUUCUCGUAUCUACUGACGAUGGAACUCCUAUACCUGAAAGUUCUGUCGAUCAUUCUAUGAUGAUCGUGCAUGCUGGUUUAUGGUCCGAAAGUUGCACGGAUGAGCGCAGCUUGGUAAUAAAUCCUUCCUCAAUCCCCACACAAUCAACUGGUCCCAGUUCUACCGUCAUGUCACUAAACGCUCCUUCAUGCACCCGAAAUCUUAUGGGUCAUUGCACUUCUUCCGCAUAUGUGCUCACUAAUGACUUGGGUCAACAAGGAAUUUAUUUCAUAUUCCAAGACCUAUCCGUACGUACCGAAGGGACUUUUACAUUAAAAUUUUCGUUUUGUGAUGUAAAGGGUCUGUUAGUUCGAUCGCUCAAUGGAUAUACUAAUAGUCGAGGGAGUGUCGCAGCUGAAGUGUACAGUGAUCCUUUUAAGGUAUAUUCUGCAAAAAAAUUUCCCGGAAUGACAGUCGUUGCUGGAUCCUCAUCUUCGGCCGUACCAAUUACAACGAUUAGUGACCCUGAAAAUAUAACCGAGCAUCCAGGUAAUGAUGAGAAACGUAGUCGUCAAGAACUUUCUGAUAAUGAUGCUGAUUCGAUUAAGGAUUCUGAGGAAGGGAAAGGUAAAUCUGUUGAAAAACGACGUCGUAAGUCUAGAUAA
Molecule: messenger RNA, 702 nt
Organism: Funneliformis caledonium
Lineage: Eukaryota; Fungi; Glomeromycota; Glomeromycetes; Glomerales; Glomeraceae
Source: the annotation of a GenBank genome assembly